AUGGAGGCACUGGAGCCGACCGAGGGCCCACACGUCAUCAUAACACCGGAGGGCUUGCAAGACGUACUUUACACAGCACCUCGCAAGAAACCGAACAAACUAAUAAGGUCCCCCCUGACUGCGGCAUACUUCAUGGGCGUGUCGGCGUUUUUGUCACUUAUAACGCUGUCCUCCUUCGUCUUUGCGUACUUCAUCUACAAGGACAGAGCAGCUCUGUAUUACAUGAAAAGGCUGCAAGCCCCCAUAGACAUGUGCGACGAGAUGGCCACGUCCCUCUGCCGCUUCCCGACCGACCCGAACUCGAUGUUGGCCAUCCCGGUGAGGAUGGUCAAGAGGCACCUGUACCUGCGCGGCAUCGACGUCGACGCAAUGCUCAAAGGUCACUACUUCCCCGUCACGCAACUCAAGCGCUUUCUCCACAUGUGCAUCAAGUCCACGAGAAAAAAUGGCAUCCGUGACUUUGUGGGUAUCAUGAAGCAUUUUCAUAUGGAGCAGUGGCCUGUGAUGCCUACGACAUCAAACCUGACCAACCUACUGGCCGAGGUUACCACGCAGUUGGGCUACUAUCCACUCGUCACCAUCUCGCUGGCCAAGGGCAACGAAUCCCGCGGACCAGUGGUCAGCCUCGACAAACCGACACUCCUGCUCCGAAAGGUUGGCUUUCAGACGGAUAUGACGAUGGCUGCUAUGCUGCUGUUCACGCUGGCAAAGUACCUGCAAAACUUCUGCGAUCGAUAUGCAGUCUGUCUGCAGAGAGGACAGACCGAACACAUUGUUGCCACCAUCAUCAAGUUCGAACAGCUAUUAAGCUUUUACAUGCGUGCCCCGGGAAAGCAGAAGAGAAUUAAAGUUAAGGACAUGGGAACUAAAAAUAUACACUGGCCAACGCUUCUUACUGCCGUUUUGGGACGUCACCAUAACAUAACGCCAGAAACUGACGUCGUAAUUAAGUCUCCUCUUUAUCUGAAUGGGUUGGACGAAGUGCUGGAGCAGAGCGACGAGUCCGUGGUGACGCUGUACAUAGGCUACACCAUUUUCUCGUGGUUCGCGCCACUCAUCGUGAACCUGGACGCGUCCACUAACGUGAGAACGUCUCGACACUCCCGGCACAAUCGCCUUUGGUCCAAGUUUCAGUGCCUGUUGCUCUCGGAGAGCGUGUUCGGGUUCGCCUACCUUCACGCAUUUGCCUCGAAACCUGGCUUCGACGUCAAGCAAAGCGCGAUCGUGAACGCAACGAAGCUCAUUAUAAGAGCUUUGCAAAAUUUCACAAUUAUUACGCCAUGGUUCAAGAAGCAAGACGCGGACUUGAUCAACAGAAAGCUAGGUUUAUUGAAAGUGGUUGCUCUCGCACCAGAAGGGGCUAAGCUACAUCAUUUCGUCCAGGAAUACUACGACAAAGUUCCAACCUUGAGAGUGGACGACGGUUUCCUCAGGAAUCUAUUCAAGAUGCAAAAAUUCUCCACUGAAAGACAUCUGGACCUUGCGAUUGGUUCCGACAACAAGGCUUACGCGUGGCCAAUAUCAUCUCUAAGAAAAAGGUGUUUGCUUAAUAUGCAAGCCAACGUAUUAUAUAUUCCAGCGAUUCACAGCGCACUGGUAAAUCCGUCAACGAGGACAGUCAGGUUUCUCGAGAUGCCCGUGCUCGCAUACUACGUUCUGCACGCACUACUGCCAAUGUUUUUCCACGCCGGGUCCGUGUAUGACGAAAACGGUGCUUACGACGAGUGGUGGCGCUUCGAAAACGAGGAGGGCUUUGCGCGGGCGGAGCGUUGCCUUGUUCGGCAGUUUCUUGAGUCGACGAAGUCGUACGCCUCGAAAGAAGAAGCUAAAUCAUUGGGUGCACGUGUGAUGAACCAAAAUUUCAUACUGGCACCGUCAUUCGAGGCAUUCAAAAACAGUCUCGAAGAAUCAAGAUAUAGUAUGUCAAACUUCAGCCUGCACCAUAAUUUUCCAGCAGACAGUAAGCAAGUGUUCUAUGCUGCGCAUAUGAUGGUCAGCGAACUUCGUUUCAAAGCAGAGUAUUUGAGGACUACCACCACUUACACGGAUAGCAACGGAAAGACUAUAGAAGUUCCAAUGAGCCUUACUCGACUAACCGAAGAUGCAGUGCUGACAAUGUUUCCGAACAGCCCCGCUUACCUAUGCGACUGUGCUUCCGUUCGCAAGGAGCCUGACGCAAAACGGAAGCACCGUGAAGCAGACCAGCUACAAAAGGACAUUGAGAUGUCGCUUGUUUCGCACGAAGAAGAGGAACGCAAGAAUAGAGUGGCAUCUUUCGAGCAGCUCGUGUCACAACUCUCACAGCUUAAGUUGUCCGACUAUUGGAUAGUGAGCAGCACGGAAGCUGCAGUUAUGUUUCUGCAUAUUCAGAGUAACACACUAACACCAGAGGUGGAACGUUCUGUGGUUGUUUCCGAUGAAUUGCACAUUUCUGCCUACUGGAAAAAGAUGAAGCUGCACAUUGCUGAUGUUCCUAUUCCUGAAAAACUAGAGGACAUUCGGAGCUUGCACACUAUUCUUGAAAGUGUGGAGCAUUUCAAUGCUCCAGACGUCUGCGAAAAAAAAAGAAAAAUUGAAAGCCUGGUUCCACAUUAUUUUUGCUAUUCUUGA
Rhipicephalus microplus (southern cattle tick) is the source of this 2610-nucleotide messenger RNA. RefSeq lists its product as uncharacterized. The record is from RefSeq and is a predicted model, not a curated record. Gene Ontology annotation, molecular function: metalloendopeptidase activity. Gene Ontology annotation, cellular component: plasma membrane. Gene Ontology annotation, biological process: protein processing. NCBI's taxonomy places the organism in Eukaryota, Metazoa, Arthropoda, Arachnida, Ixodida, Ixodidae.